UGUAAACACAAUGUAUAAUAUUGUGGUCAGAAAAAAUAGAGUUGUAAUCAGCGCCUAUUUCAGUCCCUAUUUAUGAUGUUGCAGUUAUAAUGCAGUAACCCUUUAUGCUACAGUACUGCCUGUGUGCUGUGAUAAAAAAAAAUACAGCGCCCUAUUACUACAAUAACAACUUACAGUACUGUUAUACUGUAAUAAAAUCACAGUAUUUUAUAGGUAAUGUGAUUAAAUUGACAGUAAGCGUGCUGUGGAGUUAAAUACAGCAACAUUUAUAGCUGAUCACUGUCAGUCAGUUAAUGUACAUUUCUGUGCUCUUCUCCUGAAGCACUCAGCAUGACAUCAUCACUGACAUCAUCACUGAACUAAGCAACGGCUCAGAAUGUUAUGUUUCAAUUGAUUGAUCCACAGUUUGUCUCUGAUCAGAUCAGAAUAAGACAAACUUACUUUUGCUCUGUGGUUUGAUUGCUAUUUUUGAUCAAUUUGAUCAAUUUUGGUGAACAUGAACAACUGGAGCAUCGUCACAGGACAUCCCUUGAUGCCUGGAGCGCAGUUUUAUUCAGACAGUCCUGAACUGUAUUUUGCUCCCCCUGUAUUGGGAUGCAUCAUGUCAGAUCCAGGUCAUCAUAUGGGCUCAGCAUCAUAUUCAGGGCUUUAUAUGCAGCCACACAUGAUGGACAUGAGAACUUGUGCUGCUCAACCUCUAUGUAUCAGACCUACGAUGUCUGGAGCACAAUUCGCUUCUGCCAGUCCUGAGCUCUUCAUGGAGCCACACAUGUGGGACAUGCGAGCUUGUGCUGCACAGCCGUUCUGCAUACCGUGUUGUUCAGCAGCUCAUCAGCAGAACCUCCUGAAUCUUCCUGACCUUGAUUUAAAGCAGGAAAAAGGGAGUGGUGCUAAACGGCAGAAGCGAGGAAAGAGGAAGAGAAAGAACAAGUCUGAUUAUGACCAAACAGCUGAGCCUCCACAUACCAAACACUGCGCUGAUUUCACUGCACAACCUGUGGAAUAUGAUGCCAUAACUACAUCUGAAGGGGAUAUCAUUUUCUCUGAGGAGAUUCUGGACAUGUUGUGUGCAAUCCCUGGAAUCUGGCAUUUGGCUGAAGAGAUGGGUUCAUAUUAAUUUUAUUAAUAAUCAUUUUAUUGUUGUUGUGUAAAUAAUAAAAUAUUUUUUCUGCAAACA
This is a messenger RNA of Astyanax mexicanus (Mexican tetra), 1177 nucleotides long. RefSeq lists its product as uncharacterized. The coding region runs from base 497 to 1117 and encodes 206 amino acids. NCBI's taxonomy places the organism in Eukaryota, Metazoa, Chordata, Actinopteri, Characiformes, Acestrorhamphidae. The transcript has 4 exons. The record is from RefSeq and is a predicted model, not a curated record.